Paracoccidioides lutzii Pb01 is the source of this 1974-nucleotide messenger RNA. Its product is annotated as serine/threonine-protein kinase sid2. The record is from RefSeq and is a predicted model, not a curated record. Bases 1 to 1974 code for a protein of 657 amino acids. Gene Ontology annotation, biological process: intracellular signal transduction; peptidyl-serine phosphorylation. Gene Ontology annotation, molecular function: ATP binding; protein serine/threonine kinase activity. The transcript is spliced from 3 exons. Gene Ontology annotation, cellular component: spindle pole body.
AUGGCGGUUAAUAUCCCACCAUCUCCUGCUGGCAAGCAUGACUUGGGCAUCACCCCUCUCCUCCACACCCGAUCUGGCAACGAGCUCUGCGAUCAUCCGCAGACUCCAAAUCAAUUCGGUUUCACUAGCCCCUUCAGCACACCUCAGGGGAGCCCAAGCAAGAGUCGCAUGCCUCCCGGUGCAACAGAUCUUCCUGGCGUAUUCGACCAUGCGAUGAAACUCACACCGUCGCCGUCCAAGUCAGCAUUCAAUGGGCCGUCUUUUUCUCCUGGCAAAAACGCACUACACGGCAGCGAGGAUUCAAGCCUCCUGAAUGAGAGUGUGAUUCACAGCAGAGACAAUGCGAACCAGGCCCGGAAGUCAAAUAACGAAAAUACACCCCCUGGCGCUCUGCGGUUUGGGAGAGACCCCGCUCUCAAUACAAACCAGGCGGCCGUGUCGCGUCAGGAACCAUAUCAGAGCAGAGAAGCCAGUAAGAAGAGCCAAUCUCACCUCCGCGGCCUGACACCCGAGGAACUAGAAAAAUUACAACUUCCCAAUGUGAAAAGGCUUGCGAAUGUCACGCAACUUUACUUUCUCGACCAUUACUUUGACAUCCUCAGUUACGUGCAUAAUCGACAGACACGCCACGCACAGUUUAAAGCUGCAUACCCUGCUCCCCCAGCCACUCCUGUUGAGGAAUACGAAGCAGCUUUAGAAAAGUAUCUUGGUCGCGAACGUGCGAAUCUGCGCAAACGUCGGACCCGUCUACGUGAUAACGAUUUCCAAAUCCUCACACAGGUUGGGCAGGGAGGAUAUGGCCAAGUUUACCUUGCCCAGAAGAAGGAUACUCGUGAAGUGUGCGCGUUGAAGGUCAUGAGCAAGAAGCUCUUGUUCAAAUUAGACGAGAUCAGACAUAUCUUGACGGAAAGAGAUAUCCUCACAGCGGCUAAGAGUGAAUGGCUAGUGAAACUUCUCUACGCUUUCCAAGACGAAGAUCAGAUCUACCUUGCUAUGGAGUAUGUUCCUGGAGGCGACUUCCGCACACUGCUAAACAAUACGGGCGUCCUCCAUAAUCGCCAUGCCCGCUUUUAUAUUGCUGAGAUGUUCUCAUGUGUCGAUGCACUUCAUGUCCUGGGCUACAUUCAUCGUGACCUGAAGCCGGAGAACUUCCUAAUCGAUUCAACUGGACAUGUUAAAUUGACGGAUUUCGGAUUGGCUGCUGGCUUUCUCAAUCCCGGCAAGAUCGAAUCGAUGCGUAUCAAGUUGGCUGAAGUUGGUAAUACAAAUGUCCCCUUUGGUAGACCGAUGGAGCAGCGCAGCGCGGCAGAGAGGCGGGAGGGUUACCGCUCACUUCGACAACGCGAGGUUAAUUACGCGAAAUCAAUUGUUGGAUCUCCGGAUUACAUGGCACCCGAAGUUCUAAAGGGAGAGGAGUACGAUUUCACCGUUGACUAUUGGAGUUUGGGCUGCAUGCUCUUUGAGGCUCUUGCUGGAUAUCCACCUUUUGCUGGAGCAACUGUCGAUGAAACCUGGCAGAAUCUCAAACGAUGGCAAAGUGUUCUGCGCAAACCACAGUACGAGGACCCGAACUAUUUUCUGUCAAGACGCACAUGGGACCUCAUCGUUCGUCUGGUAGCUGCCAAGGAACAACGGUUCAAAAAUAUCAAGGAGAUCCAGGAGCACGAGUAUUUCGCUGAGGUUGAUUUCUCUCAAUUGCGACAGCAAAGAGCCCCCUUUGUUCCCGAAUUAGACUCAGAAACUGACGCGGGCUACUUUGAUGACUUUGGGAGUGAGGCUGAUAUGGCCAAGUACAAGGAAGUUUAUGAUAAACAGAAGGCUCUUGAGGAAAUGGCGGAUAGAAAAGAACAAAUGGGGAAGGGAUUGUUUGUUGGCUUCACUUUCAGACAUCGCAAGUCAACUGUCGAUAAUGACGGGCGAAGCAGUCCCAGAAAACCCAUCCCCACUGAUGGGAGCUUUGGAACCAUCAUCUAA